Messenger RNA from Durio zibethinus, 1005 nucleotides. Its product is annotated as gamma carbonic anhydrase-like 2, mitochondrial. The record is from RefSeq and is a predicted model, not a curated record. NCBI's taxonomy places the organism in Eukaryota, Viridiplantae, Streptophyta, Magnoliopsida, Malvales, Malvaceae.
CGCUCUAAAGCCCUUUAAACUCUCUCUCUUCUCACUGACUCUCUACCCGUUACCACCAGAAAUGGCGGCGUCAAUUGCAGCUCGCAUCUCCAGAAAGGCCGCGGCCUCGGCGUUCUCCUCUAACCGCCACGUAAUCUCUUCCCGUGGUUUCGCCACGGAGGCGGCCAAAACGAUCUCGCCGUCCUCGGAUCUAGUGAAGUGGGACUACAGGGGCCAAAGAAAGAUAAUCCCUCUCGGGCAGUGGGUCCCGAAAGUAGCUGUCGACGCUUACGUGGCACCUAACGUUGUCUUGGCCGGUCAAGUAACCGUCAUCGAUCGAGCCUCGGUUUGGAACGGCUCCGUCCUACGUGGCGAUCUCAACAAGAUCACCGUUGGAUUCUUAUCUAAUGUCCAGGAACGCUGCGUCAUUCACGCCGCUUGGUCCUCACCUACCGGACUUCCGGCUGAGACAUCAAUUGAUAGGUAUGUGACAAUUGGUGCAUACUGUCUCUUGAGAUCAUGCACAAUUGAACCAGAGUGCAUUAUCGGACAGCAUUCUAUUCUUAUGGAAGGUUCCUUGGUGGAGACUCACUCUAUCCUUGAAGCCGGCUCUGUAGUUCCUCCAGGUAGGAUAAUCCCAACUGGUGAGCUUUGGGGAGGAAAUCCAGCUAGGUUCAUCCGGGCUGUGACCCAUGAAGAAACCUUAGAAAUCUCUAAACUAGCCGUAGCAAUUAAUGAUCUGAGCGGAGAACAUUCCUCAGAGUUCCUUCCGUACUCAACAGUAUAUUUGGAAGUUGAAAAGUUCAAGAAGUCCCUGGGAAUUACUAUCUGAUUGCCUUUUGUUUUCAUUUUUCCGACUAUCAGUUUACAGGAGUUUUCCUUGCAAGGAAAUAAGCAGCCGAAGAACACAUAGAAGAAGCCUUUCCGUUUUUUAUCCUUGUAUUUGAUCAUGUUGGCUGUUGAUAAAAAACCAAACUUAUUGUAAGUUCCAAUGAAAUGGAAUAUAGUUUGCUGGUUUCAACUGAA